CGCCACAAAGAGGCUAAUAUCCGGCCGGGAGCAAUUAUAUCCAGCACCGCCUCAUCUGUUCGCCGAAUUGGUUCACAAGGACGAUGACUUGAGAAUCUCGUCUUUUUUUAGUGCAUGGUUAGUCCCGUUGCGGUGCAAAUGACAGCCCUUUGACUCUUGGCGGUGCCAUGUGUUCCUUUCUAUGGGGCUCGAAAUGAGCAGAAAAUACACCGCCAGUACAAAAUACUGUUGAGUUGAGUAAUCGAAUACCGGUAACGGCUUGGAAUUGUGAGGCGCUGGCGUGUCUAGUGCAUGCAACGAUUGAGCUAUUGGCAAAAGUCUGCCUUGGCGGUUGAAGCGAAGCUUCACGAUGCAAGCGGCGCCUUCUCGCUAAGACAACGGCGACCGCCAGCAAGGCGGCCAGUGGCUGAACUGAAUUAAGACCAUCCCAAACAAUACGAGCAUAUCCGAGCUAUGGCUUGUCAUGAACGCCGACAACCAGCGUGCACGGAGCUGCGGACAAACAAGACAGCUUCAUUACGUUGUUUUCUUUUUCGAGGUCAAGGUCAAAGGUACACAGAUACUUACACCAAGACUCUCCAUACGUUCAUUUUCUGUUUAGACGAGAGGCAUUGACUCAAUGAGGACGUUGAAGUGACUGAAGUCGGGUCACCAAGUACCCACUGGUUCCUGGAUUAUUUCCACACUGGAGCCUAAGCUGAAAGUCCUGACUCUUUUAACCUUAAAUGAAGUCCACACAGGCCGGACUUUUGCUAUGAAUCAACAUGUCAAACGGCGACCCUCUUUCAGCCCCUCGGAGCGGCUUGACCAGCAACGCCUCUGCCUGUUGCGGCUGUCGCCCUGCUGGUCUUCAAAUGGCGGCCAAGCUCCGUAAACAGGAACUUUUACACCCUUGUCGGUGAGGAGUAUGAUCGUUUCGGGCUAAGCUUGCGCCAAGUGAAGCUGUCUAUAAAGUAGAGCUGUGCGCUGCCUCGUUCCUAUGCACCCGAUCGCUCGUUCCCCCACACUGUGAACACUUACAUCAUACUACCACUUCGACACCAUAUCACAAAACAACAUGGACAACAUGCUUGAGGCUCGCGACUUGGGCGCCAUCCCCUUCCAGUCGGGCUUGCACAUGCUGCUCCCCCAAGCCCAGAGCUUGACCAACUCUCUCAAGGCCCGCCAAAACUCGUGCGGAAUCGGCGGCAAGGUCUGCGGCGACGGCUGCAUUCGAUUCCUUGAAGUCUGCUGCCCCGAUGGCACUGCAUGCGCAGCUCUUACAACAUGCCAGGGUGACGGAUGCUGCCCCAUCAGCGCCAUCUACGGCUGCGACAACGUUGUCAACGGCUGCUCAACAGGCUACAAGGAGUGCGGCGACAAGACCUGUGCUCCCAACGGCGCUGUCUGCUGCGGCGGCGGCAAAUACUGCGAUGCUGGAUACUCCUGCGGCACAAGUAGCUGCAUUGCUGGCGGUGGUGGUGGCGGCGGAAACACCGUUAGCAGCCCUCCCAGGACUACUGCCCGCACCACAUCUCCUACCACUACUUCGCCUCGAUCUACUCAGGGCGUGAGUACCGAGCCUACUGAUCUCGGUUUCCCCAGCGAGACAAACGAUACUUCUGAGCCAACCCCUACCUUCACUGGAAACUCGAAUCCCAGCAGCUCCUCGUCUGCUCAGCGCAGCGCUACUGGUGGAGGCGGCAACUCUGGAGGCAACUCUGGCGGUAGCUCUGGAGGAGGUGGCAAUGCUGCUGCCUCUGUCCAGAUUCCUGGAGCCAAGACCAUUGCUCUUGCAAUGGCUGCUCUUUAUGUCGUUUUCAUGUAAACGGAAUGAAAUGGGUGUGGUUGGUUGGUUUAGCACGUUUACAAUUUGAUAUCCUCUUCGUACGAUUAAUAGUAUUUUCUGUCUUGUUUCUUAUUCAAUUUAUUUUGUCCCAUAAUGCUACCAUUUGCCAC
Molecule: messenger RNA, 1938 nt
Organism: [Torrubiella] hemipterigena
Lineage: Eukaryota; Fungi; Ascomycota; Sordariomycetes; Hypocreales; Clavicipitaceae
Source: the annotation of a GenBank genome assembly